AUGAGAAUCAGCAUUUUAAAAUUUGUUUUUUUUUCAAUUAUUAUUUGUUCUUUUGAAUAUGCCAAAAAUGAAUUAUACUUUGUAAACGAGAGGGACAUAUACCUUGAAAGGAAUAUAACAAAUUUUAGAAAUAAUAGGAUAUUGGCAGAUGUAGACAAUCGAUUCAAUUUAAAUGAUUUUUAUCAAUCAACUUUGAAUCUUGUAGAUCAAUUUAAUGACUGCAAUGGUGACGAAGAAAUAACAAAGCUUCGAAAUAUUAUAGAUUCACAAAUAAAGAAGCAUAAAGAAAGUAAUACGUUACCCGAUUUAAAUAAUGUAGAUAAGAAAACUAAAAAGUUAAUCAACGAACUUCUAACAGAAUUAGAAGAAGUAAAAAAAGAGAUUGAUAAUAAAAGGAAUGACGAAAUGGCAAUACAACCGAUACAAGAUAAAAGAAUAACAAAAAAAGAUGAAAAUAUUUCUGUAUCAGAACAUGAAGGCUUUAAUCAAUUGGAAAAUGAAGGAAAUUUCUUGGAGACUGCAAAUAAUAAAUUUAAAGAUGAAUAUCAUAAAAUUAAAGGAAAUAAACAAUAUAGGACAUUUAAAAUUAAUGAAGAUAUUAAAAGAGAUGAAGUAGGAACAUUUAGGAGGGCGAUGAUGCUGGCUGUUACACUUUUUUUGGUGGUAAUAGCAUCAGGAACAAUGCAAUUACUAUUACUAGUUGCACCAUUUGGGCUUAUAAUAUAUAAGAAGUGGAAGAGAAUCAAGAAAUAUAGCUUUAAAUUAUGA
Molecule: messenger RNA, 768 nt
Organism: Plasmodium yoelii
Lineage: Eukaryota; Apicomplexa; Aconoidasida; Haemosporida; Plasmodiidae
Product: fam-b protein
Exons: 2
Coding region: 1-768 (255 amino acids)
Source: RefSeq, a predicted model, not a curated record